AUGGGCGACGAAGUUUACGACGGUGCCAUUGGUAUCGAUCUGGGUACCACCUACUCUUGCGUGGCCACCUACGAGGGUACCAAUGUCGAAAUCAUUGCCAACGAGCAGGGUUCCUUCACCACUCCCUCAUUCGUCUCCUUUACCGACAAGGAGCGUUUGAUUGGUGAUGCCGCCAAGAACAAUGCCGCCAUGAACCCCAAGAACACCGUCUUCGAUGCCAAGCGUCUGAUCGGUCGCCGCUACGAUGACCCCACCGUCAAGAAGGAUAUUGAGUCCUGGCCUUUCACCAUCAUUGAUGAUGCCGGCCAGCCCAAGAUCCAGGUCGAGUACCUCGGCGAGAAGAAGGAGUUCUCUGCCCAGGAGAUCUCUGCCAUGGUCCUCACCAAGAUGAAGGAGAUUGCCGAGACCAAGCUCGGUAAGAAGGUCGAGAAGGCCGUCAUCACUGUUCCUGCCUACUUCAACGACAAUCAGCGUCAGGCUACCAAGGAUGCCGGUGCUAUUUCUGGCCUCAACGUCCUUCGUAUCAUUAACGAGCCUACUGCUGCCGCUAUUGCCUACGGUCUGGGCUCUGGAAAGUCCGAGAAGGAGCGCAACGUCCUGAUCUACGAUUUGGGCGGUGGUACUUUCGAUGUCUCUCUUCUUAACAUCCAGGGUGGUGUUUUCACCGUCAAGGCUACCGCUGGUGACACCCAUCUUGGUGGUCAAGACUUUGAUACGAACCUAUUAGAUCAUUGCCGCACAGCGUUCACGCGCAAGACCAAGAAGGACCUUGGUGGCGAUGCCCGUGCCCUGCGAAGACUCCGUACUGCUUGCGAGCGUGCCAAGCGUACCCUGUCCAGCGGUGCCCAGGCCACCAUUGAGAUUGAUUCUCUCUUCGAUGGCGAAGACUUCACCAUGACUAUCACUCGUGCCCGUUUCGAAGAACUCAAUGCCAAGGCUUUCUCUGGCACUCUCGAACCCGUUGCUCAGGUCCUCAAGGAUGCUGCCAUCGAGAAGUCUGCCGUUGACGAGAUCGUUCUGGUUGGUGGUUCCACUCGUAUCCCCAAGAUCCAGAAGCUCCUGUCUGAGUUCUUCGAUGGUAAGAAGCUCGAGAAGAGUAUCAACCCCGACGAGGCUGUUGCCUACGGUGCUGCCGUCCAGGCCGGUAUCCUCUCGGGCAAGGCCACCUCCGCUGAGACCUCCGACCUCCUCCUUCUCGAUGUCGUUCCCCUAUCUCUCGGUGUCGCUAUGGAGGGCAAUAUCUUCGCAUGCGUUGUAAGCCGUGGGAAUACCGUGCCUUGCUUGAAGAAAAGAACCUUCACAACCGUUGCCGACAACCAGCAGACCGUUCAGUUCCCCGUCUACCAGGGUGAGCGCGUCAACUGUGAGGACAACACCUCUCUGGGAGAGUUCACUCUUGCUCCCAUUCCUCCCAUGCGUGCUGGCGAGGCCGUCCUCGAGUGUGUCUUCGAAGUGGAUGUUAACGGUAUCCUGAAGGUCACCGCCACUGAGAAGACCUCUGGCCGCAGUGCCAACAUCACCAUUGCCAACUCUGUCGGCAAGCUCUCCACUGGUGAGAUCGAAAAGAUGAUCUCUGACGCCGAGGCUUUCAAGAGCAACGAUGAGGCAUUCAGCAAGCGAUUUGAGGCCAAGCAGCAGCUCGAGUCCUAUAUUGGCCGUGUGGAGGAGAUUGUCACCGACCCUACUCUGUCUCUCAAGCUCAAGCGUGGCCAGAAGGAGAAGAUUGAGCAGACCAUCUCCGAAGCCAUGGCUACUCUUGAAAUCACCGAAAGUUCUGCCGAGGACCUCAAGAAGCAGGAGCUUGCCCUUAAGCGACUUGUUACCAAGGCCAUGUCUUCGCGAUAA
This is a messenger RNA of Metarhizium robertsii ARSEF 23, 1845 nucleotides long. Its product is annotated as hsp70 family protein. Gene Ontology annotation, molecular function: heat shock protein binding; ATP-dependent protein folding chaperone; misfolded protein binding. The record is from RefSeq and is a predicted model, not a curated record. Gene Ontology annotation, biological process: cellular response to unfolded protein; protein refolding; vesicle-mediated transport. The coding region runs from base 1 to 1845 and encodes 614 amino acids. Gene Ontology annotation, cellular component: plasma membrane; nucleus; cytoplasm. Lineage: Eukaryota; Fungi; Ascomycota; Sordariomycetes; Hypocreales; Clavicipitaceae. The transcript has 5 exons.